AUGAAGUCAACGCGAGGAAAAAAUAUGAUACGAGAAAUCGAAUCAGGAGUUGCUCAGGCGACUGCUGUAGUAGUCCCAGAACAUUUUCAAUUAAUUAAUAAUGAUCAAAAAUGGACAAAACCAAUGAUAUGGGCGGUGAUUGUUGUAACAUUUUCGACAAGUUUUGUUAUGGGUGUCAAUACGGGUGGACCAAGUCUAUACAAUGGAUUCAUCACUCCAUGGCUACGUGGAUAUCCGUUUCCCUGUCAGAAGGAAGGUAGCACAUCUCAAUGGAUCGCCACUAUCUGGUCAGGAUGUGAUUAUAUUCAUAAAGCAUCGAAAAAUCAGAAUGGUUAUUAUUAUUUGCCAGCUGUUCCAGAAAGUCAGCGUGUUACUCAAAAUUUUCUUGACUCACUUCAUGGAAUCGUUUUUGUCAUUGGAGCUGCAGUGGGAGGCUUUACUGGUCAAUAUUGGUACCUAUAUUUAACAAGACGAAACGCUCUUGUUAUGGCGAUGCUCUUUCAAAUCAUGGCGUCGAUUCUGAUGAUUUGUACACUACCAAUUUAUCAUGCAUAUGACUUAAAUGAUCCAACUCUCCUACAAAUCAAACAAGCAUUAGACAAUAAAGAGCUAGCAAUUGCUUUGUUUUAUAUAUCGCGUUUUCUUUCAGGUUACUCUGCAGGUUUAACUUGUGUUGUAACACCCAUCUAUUUGACUGACAUCAGUCCUCGAACAAUGCGUGGUGAAAUCGUCACUUAUCAUCAGCUAUUAAUCGUUAUUGGCAUACUCGUUGGUCAAGUUGUUAGUCUCCCAUGGCUACUUGGACAACAUGAUAAGUGGAAUUGGGGCAUGGGAUGGGUUGGAGUAUUUCCUUUAAUUGGUUGUUUGUUAGUGUGGAGAUUACAUGAAAGUCCGCGAUGGCUUGCACAAGAACGUCGUGGGCCGGAAGCUGCUGAAAUCUUACGAUCUCUUCGAAAAACAAAUCAAAUCGGUGCCGAAUUAGAAGAGAUUGAACGACAAGAAGCGACCGUUAGUUCUCAAGACGCAUCUCUUAUACGACUCUUCACUUCACCUCGUUUUCGUUGGCCAUUGAUAACAAGUCUAUUUGUCAGUGGGUCAGCUCAGUUUUCUGGUAUCAACUCAGUAUUUUAUUAUUGUGGCCCAACAUUGGCAACAAUGGGAUUUGUUAAUGAAAAGGUUUACUGGAGUGGUUUAUCAACUGGUUUAACAAAUUUAGUUGCAACUAUUGCAUCAAUUAAACUUAUUGAAAAGUUCGGUCGACGUCCAUUGAUUAUCUAUCCGCUCGCCUUGACUGUUAUCAUUAUGAUUUUACUGUGUGUGUUUCUACAAAUCAAUCCAGAGGGAUUGGCUAUUGGAACACUUCUAUUGAUUUUAUUAUAUAUUGCUUUAUUCGCUGUUGGACUUGGUCCGAUACCUUUUCUUUAUCCAAAUGAAGUAUUUGCGAUUAGUAUUCGACCUGUUGCGCAUUCUGUAACGAUAUUUUUUAUUUUUUUAACAAAUUUAAUGGUCGUUAUUCUCUUUCCAUUAAUUCAAUCAGCUUUUGGAGGCUAUGUUUUUCUUGUCUUUUGUGUUUGUUCUCUUGUAUCAUUCGUCUUUCUUUUCUUGAAGAUGCCAGAAACUAAGUGUAAGAAUUUGGCAGAAAUCGAAGGUUUUUGGGGAGAAUAA
Messenger RNA from Adineta ricciae, 1665 nucleotides. The record is from the annotation of a GenBank genome assembly. NCBI's taxonomy places the organism in Eukaryota, Metazoa, Rotifera, Eurotatoria, Adinetida, Adinetidae.